This is a messenger RNA of Ricinus communis (castor bean), 1042 nucleotides long. RefSeq lists its product as uncharacterized. The record is from RefSeq and is a predicted model, not a curated record. The transcript has 5 exons. Lineage: Eukaryota; Viridiplantae; Streptophyta; Magnoliopsida; Malpighiales; Euphorbiaceae. Bases 125 to 751 code for a protein of 208 amino acids.
GACGACCGAUGGAACGAAACAAAAAUAUCCGGAGAAUCGAAUGGCCAAAACCAAAAGCAAAGUAAAUAAAACCUUUCGAAAUUAAAAAAAAAAAACAGAAAAUUAAUCAAUCAAAAACGAGAAAAUGGCUUGCAGCAGGAGUAUUAUGCGUUGCUCUGUGUUCAUAACUGAGCCAUGGGUGAGACCUCUUAAUCAUCAGAACCGAGCUCUGUUUUCACAUCAAUCGAGGCACAGAUGGAGCUGCGGAUUUUAUAGAAGAAGAAGUAUUAGGGCUCGAGUUUCUCACUUCUCCAAACUAAGCUACGUUAAUUGCUCUUAUAAUGAUAAUAACAAUACUGAAGAUGGACAAGAGCAAGGACCGCCUCAAGAAGCUGUUCUUAAAGCUAUAUCAGAGGUUUCAAAGACGGAAGGGAGGGUUGGGCAGACUACGAAUGUGGUUAUUGGAGGUACAGUAACCGAUGAUUCUACUAAUGAAUGGCUCGCUUUGGAUCAGAAGGUAAAUUCAUACCCAACGGUUAGAGGUUUUACGGCGAUUGGAACUGGAGGUGAUGAUUUUGUGCAAGCUAUGGUUGUCGCCGUUGAAUCUGUAAUUCAGCAACCAAUUCCUGAGGGUCACGUGAAGCAGAAAGUAUCAUCAAGGGGGAAGUAUGUGUCUGUCAACAUUGGUCCAAUUCAAGUUGUUUCCAGUGAACAGGUCCAAGCUGUAUACAAUGCCAUGAAGAGAGAUGAGCGGAUGAAGUACUUUUUAUAGUAUGAAACUUCCUUUUUUGUAUAGAAUCUGAUAAUUUGGGCUUCAUGAUUGCCCUUCGUCCUCUAAAAUUUCCUUUACUCCUUAACCUCUCAGUUAGUUUUGUUCUUUGAUUUACUCAUAACUUCAGUAAUUAAGUAAUCAUGAUUCAUUAGGUUCUGUUCCAUACUUGCACAAAAGAUGUAUAUUAUAGCGAUUUGACAGUAAGCAAGUUUUUCUGUUCAUUCUCUGUAAUCUUACAUUUAAGUAGCAAAUUGGUUAUGGAUAAGCAUUGCCUUGAGCAUGUGAAAUCAA